Molecule: messenger RNA, 4186 nt
Organism: Gadus morhua (Atlantic cod)
Lineage: Eukaryota; Metazoa; Chordata; Actinopteri; Gadiformes; Gadidae
Product: volume-regulated anion channel subunit LRRC8C
Exons: 5
Coding region: 146-2662 (838 amino acids)
Cellular component (GO): cytoplasm
Molecular function (GO): protein binding
Source: RefSeq, a predicted model, not a curated record
UCCACGCCCCUAUAUGUCGUGUAGCCCGGGCCGAGCUCAGCUCCUCCAGGAAGACACAUAACGGACCAGGCAGCAGUCGCCAAGACGUCAUGCCCCACCAGCCCGUCUCCUUGGACCAGACACAGACCCCCCUCUUACACCCUUCAUGAGGUUCGGGAGGUGGAACUGGAGACCCAGGCUGAUCGAUCCACUGAGCGGCCCCAACGAGACGCAGACCUGUCCAACGCCUAAUGACAUUCAGCACGAUACUGCUGCCCACUGCAUCCACCAGAGGGGCGCUAUGAUUCCCGUAACGGAAUUCCGACAGUUCUCGGAGCAGCAGCCGGCGUUCCGCGUUCUGAAGCCCUGGUGGGACGUGUUCACGGACUACCUCUCCGUCGUCAUGCUCAUGAUCGGAGUGUUCGGCUGCACGCUACAGGUCAUGCAGGAUAAGAUCAUCUGCCUGCCGCAGAGGACCGCGGCCUCCAACCAGACGGCAGCGCUGCCCAACCGGACGGAGCCGGAGGACGUGUCCCUGCUGGCCUACCAGGAGAUGACGGGGCUGAAGACAGACCUGGACCUGCAGCAGUACAGCUUCAUCAACCAGAUGUGCUACGAGAAGGCGCUGCAUUGGUACGCCAAGUAUUUCCCCUACCUGGUGCUCAUCCACACGGUCAUCUUCAUGGUCUGCAGCAACUUCUGGUUCAAGUUUCCCGGGUCCAGCUCCAAGAUAGAACACUUCAUCUCCAUCCUGGGGAAGUGCUUCGACUCCCCGUGGACCACCAGAGCCCUGUCCGAGGUGUCCGGUGAGAACCCGGAGGAGAAGGACCACCAGAAGCUGAGCGCCAGCCGCUGCAGCAUCAGUGUGGCUCCGGAGGAGAAGGUCACCCUGGAGAAGACCCAGUCCCUGCGCUCCAUCCCCGAGAAGAUCGUGGUGGACAAGCCCACCGCCAGCGCCAUGGACAAGAAGGAGGGCGAGCAGGCCAAGGCGCUCUUCGAGAAGGUCAAGAAGUUCCGUUUGCACGUGGAGGAGGGGGACAUCCUGUACAUCAUGUACGUCCGCCAGACCGUGGUUAAGGUCUUCAAGUUCCUCCUCAUCCUGGCCUACAACAGCAUCCUGGUGUCGGAGGUCCAGAUCACGGUCAAGUGCCACGUGGACAUCCAAGAUAUGACGGGCUACGAAGACUUCUCCUGCAACCACACCAUGGCCCACCUGUUCUCCAAGCUGUCCUACUGCUACCUGUGCUUCGUGGCCGUCUACGGCCUGACCAGCCUCUACACCUCCUACUGGCUCUUCUACCGCUCCCUCAAGGAGUACUCCUUCGAGUACGUGCGCCAAGAGACGGGCAUCGACGACAUCCCCGACGUCAAGAACGACUUCGCCUUCAUGCUGCACAUGAUCGACCAGUACGACCCGCUGUACUCCAAGCGCUUCGCCGUGUUCCUGUCGGAGGUGAGCGAGAACAAGCUGAAGCAGCUCAACCUCAACCACGAGUGGACGGCGGAGAAGCUGCGCCAGCGGCUGGUGACCAACGCCCACAACCGUCUGGAGCUGCAGCUCUUCAUGCUCUCCGGUUUGCCGGACACCAUCUUCGAGGUGACCGAGCUGCAGUCGCUCAAGCUGGAGAUCCUCUACAACGUCACCAUGCCCGCCUCGGUCUCCAAGCUGGAGGACCUCCAGGAACUGUCGCUAUACCAGUGCUGCCUGAAGCUGCACACCACCGCCACCUCCUUCCUCAAGGAGAACCUCAAGGUGCUCCGGGUGAAGUUUGACGACAGCAGGGAGCUGCCCGGCUGGCUGUACGGCCUGCGCAGCCUGGAGGAGCUCUACCUCACGGGCUCGCUGAGCUCCGACGUCUCCAAGAACGUGGUGCUGGAGUCGCUGCGCGAGCUCAAGUGUCUGAAGGCGCUGACGCUGAAGAGCAACCUGGCCAAGAUCCCCCAGUCCAUCGUGGACGUGUCCAGCCACCUGCUGCGGCUGUACCUGUACAACGACGGCACGCGGCUGGUCAUGCUCAACAACCUGAAGAAGAUGGUCAACCUCACGGAGCUGGAGUUGGUGCGCUGUGACCUGGAGCGCAUUCCCCACGCCAUCUUUAGCCUGUCCAACCUGCAGGGGCUGGACCUGAAGGAGAACAACCUGCGCAGCGUCGAGGAGAUCGUCAGCUUCCAGCACCUGCGCAAGCUCACCUGCCUGAAGCUGUGGUACAACAGCAUCACGUACAUCCCCGAGCACAUCAAGAAGCUGGGCAGCCUGGAGCGCCUCUACUUCAGCCACAACAAGAUCGAGGUGCUGCCCUCGCACCUCUUCCUGUGCAACAAGCUGCGCUGCCUGGACCUGUCCAACAACGACAUCCGCUUCAUUCCCCCGGAGAUCGGCGUGCUCCAGAGCCUGCUCUACUUCUCCGUCAACUGCAACAAGAUUGAGAACCUCCCCGACGAGCUCUUCUUCUGCAAGAAGCUGAAGACGCUGAAGCUGGGCAACAACGCGCUGUCCCUGCUCUCUCCCAAGGUGGCCUACCUGGCGCUGCUCGCGCACCUGGAGCUGAAGGGGAACCACUUCGAGGCGCUGCCCGCCGAGCUGGGCGGCUGUCGCGCGCUGAAGCGCAGCGGGCUGCAGGUGGAGGACACGCUGUUCGAGACCCUGCCCUCCGAGGUCCGGGCCCAGAUGAAGACGGAGUGAGCCGGCGUGCCUUACGCCCCCUGACCCCAAGUGCCGGCUCCCCCGUCCGUGGGUCUGUCCGUCUCCCGGAGGUCAUACUUAGUACCCUGCUGCGUGUGAGUAUGACCGGAGCCAUACCAUGAGUUAUGUUGUGCUACGAUGUCAUUCUAUGACGUCCUGCUCCAUAUCAGUGUUGUGUCAUACGACUAGUGUGACGUCCUACUAUGACUAAUAUAACAUGCUUUAUAUUAGCGUGAUGUUAUGUGACAUAUGGCUAUUUGUCAGUGUGAUGUCAUACCAUGUAUCGGUGAUGCCAUGCUAUGACGUCAUCCUAUGACAUGAGGCUUUAUAUCAGUAUUAUGACAUACUGCUCUUCAUCAGUGUGGUGCGGAAGAUGAACACUCUUGUUAUUUGGUGACUGCUGGGUUGACGAUGAGUUUGUAUUUCUGGAACCAGGCUGACAUGGAUCUAUGUUUCUAUGAUGGCUGAACCCUCAAGGAACCAGGACAGACUCCUGUAGUGACCAAACACACGCGCCCUGCUCCCUAACGAGCUGUUCCUAUCCGCUCCCUAACGAGCUGUUCCUACCCGCUCCCUAACGAGCUGUUCCUACCCGCUCCCUAACGAGCUGUUCCUACCCGCUCCUUAACGAGCUGUUCCUACCCACUCCCCAACGAGCUCUUCCUACCCACUCCUUAACGAGCUGUUCCUACCCGCUCCCUAACGAGCUCUUCCUACCCACUCCUUAACGAGCUGUUCCUACCCGCUCCCUAACGAGCUGUUCCUACCCACUCCUUAACGAGCUGUUCCUACCCGCUCCUUAACAAGCUUUUCCUACCCGCUCCUUAACGAGCUGUUCCUACCUGCUCCUUAAUGAGCUAUUCCUACCUGCUCCUUAACGAUCUGUUCCUACCUGCUCCUUAACGAGCUGUUCCUACCUGCUGCUUAACGAGCUAUUCCUUCAUCUAUCUGUAAUCACCUUUUGUCACUUUGGAUAAAACGUCUCACUAAAGUUAAGAAGCUCAUGGCAGAUUUGAUGCUUUGAGACGACAACAGACAUGAACAGCACUGAGGAGAUCAGCACAAGGACGCCUGCUGCUCGCUGUACAGGACCUACGUAGGCAGGAGUAAAGAUUGUUUGGGUUGUUGUAAAGUUUCUUUGUUAACCAUCCUAUAAACAGAACCACGUAGGCCUUGUCCUUUAAGUAAGAGAAAGCUUCCCUUAAAGUAGCUUGAGACGUGAGAAACGUAAGGUCCAGUCAGAGACGAUCAGGGUAACUCAUAACGUACCUCAUGAUGCUAGCGGUGUGUGUGGGAUUCAGCUAGCGUUUCCUACCAUUCGCGACAGUGUCAUGGAAAUGUUGUUCUGUUCUAGGAAGCUAAUAUUUAUGGCGCUAGCCAUCCAAAGGGAAUGUUAUGCUGUUAUUAUGCAAUUAUCAUUUGGUUCAUGAAUUAUACACACACGCGCCUGAACUUGAGGAAAAUGUAUUUUUAUAAGCAAUUUUGUCAUGUUAGAUAAUAAAAAAAAUUGUUGGUUUAAUUAUA